Molecule: messenger RNA, 1414 nt
Organism: Juglans microcarpa x Juglans regia
Lineage: Eukaryota; Viridiplantae; Streptophyta; Magnoliopsida; Fagales; Juglandaceae
Product: ribosome production factor 1
Exons: 11
Coding region: 103-1200 (365 amino acids)
Biological process (GO): maturation of 5.8S rRNA; maturation of LSU-rRNA
Cellular component (GO): nucleolus; preribosome, large subunit precursor
Molecular function (GO): rRNA primary transcript binding
Source: RefSeq, a predicted model, not a curated record
UCCCCUUACAGAAACCCUAACAGGCACAGCCAAACCCCUCUGCUCUAUUCUUCCUCCUCCAGCCGUGUGCAGAGUAUAGAAAGGUAGGCAGAAAGAUCAACGAUGGGGGAAAAGAGAAGGAAGAACAGAGGCGAAGCAGCAGACAGGUUCGAUAGAGAAAAUGAGAAUGGGGAAUACGAGAAUGAGCAGAGGAAGAAGCAGAAGAAGCAGAUUGAGAAUAAGGGGGAGAUACUGCCCUCGAUGAUAAAGAACAAGGAGAAGAGGUCGGAGGUGCACGCCAAGCUCAAGCAUCAGAAGAAGCUCGAUAAGCGCAAGAAAAUCAAGGCUCGCGACGCCGCCGAGAAGCGUGCUCUCGAGCUCGGGGAGGAGCCUCCGCCAAAGAGCGUUCCCCGUACGAUUGAAAACACCCGGGAAUUUGAUGAGACCGUGUGCAAGCCUGACGAUGAAGAGCUAUUUGCUGGAAAUGAUGCCGAUGAAUUUAGUGGAAUCUUAAAGCGUGAGCAUAUUCCAAAAGUUUUAAUCACCACUUGCCGUUUCAAUUCUACUAGGGGACCUGCUUUCAUAUCAGAGCUUCUUUCUGUGAUCCCAAAUGCACAUUACUACAAGAGAGGAACGUAUGACCUGAAAAAGAUUGUAGAAUACGCAAACAAGAAGGACUUCACUUCUAUUAUAGUUGUCCACACCAAUCGCCGGGAACCAGAUGCUCUCCUAAUAAUUGGCUUGCCUGAUGGACCAACUGCUCAUUUCAAGCUUUCAAAGCUUCUUUUACGCAAGGAUAUUAAGAAUCAUGGAAAUCCAACCAGUCACAAGCCUGAGCUUGUUCUGAAUAACUUCACAACACGCCUGGGUCAUCGUAUUGGAAGAUUAAUACAGACACUUUUCCCCCAAGAUCCCAAUUUUCGUGGUCGGCGAGUUGUCACAUUCCACAAUCAACGAGACUUUAUAUUCUUCCGGCAUCAUCGGUACAUUUUUGAAAGCAAAGAAAGUAAGCAGAAUGACGCUGAAAGUAAAAAGGCCAAGGAUGCAAAGGCUGAGAAAGCCUCUCAAGAAAAAGUUCUUGCCCGCCUUCAGGAGUGCGGCCCUCGUUUUACACUGAAGUUGAUCAGCCUGCAGAAUGGCACGUUUGAUACCAAAGGCGGGGAAUAUGAGUGGGUUCACAAGCCGGAAAUGGACACAAGCCGAAGGAGAUUUUUCUUGUGACUUGCUUUGGAAUACUUCUAUCAUGCUCCUUCAGAGUGGAAUAGAAGCAUUUUCAGGUGGAGGGGUGGUACGUGACAAGAGGUUGAAAGUUAUACUCGUCACUCUCAAUAUUCUGACUGACUCGCUUUUAUAUUUAAUGAUAAUUGAUACCUUUAGAUGAUCAGUUUUGGCCAUUUGUGUAUUUGGUAAUCAUUAAAAAAAUUUAUUUUACACA